GAUAUAAAAAAAAGUGUAAAAUACAAUGUUCAAUGUUUAUAAAUUCACAAUAAAAAAAUUUCGGUCAGAAAUAUAGAUGUGAUUUAGACGAAUUAAUGAAAAUCACUAAUCUAUGAUAAUAUGAUAUAAAAUUAAGAUGUUUAGUGUAAUGCGUUAAUUUCGUUGCGUUUUUGUAGUUUCAAGUUUACGCAUUUACAAAUUUCAUAUUAUGUAGAUAAUUAUAAUAAUUUAUGAGUUAUGAUCUAAACUUCUUAUAUAUUCUAAUGCUUUUUAUUUCAUUUUUAUUUUAUUAUUAGUUGUUAACUUUUUAAAUUACUUAGUUAAGUUUUAUUAACAUAAGUUGUAUUUUAAUAAUUUAUUAAUUUAAUCAUGGCUGAUUCGGGACAAUUUAAAAAGUACAUAGCAGAACAAAAGCUCAAAGCAUUUUCUAUUGGAGCAAUGGGAAAAACUCAACCUUCAAAAAAAGAAUUAAAUGAACAAAAAAAAAAAGAAGAAGAACAUGCUGCUGCUCAAGCCUUUGAAGAGUUUGUAGCAACUUUUCAAAAUGAAGGGAAAAAAAAUAGUAAAGUUUGGGUUAAAGCUGGUACAUAUGAUGCUGGAAAGAGACAGGAGGAUACUCGUGAAAAAGGUAAAUUAUAUAAGCCUCAAGCAAGAGGAAAUGCAGACUCAGAUAAAACAGAUGACCUUUCUCGUUUUAUGGGUGAACGUAAAAAUGAAAGAAUGCUUACAAAGAAAAAGAAAGAAGGUGAAAAGAAAAAAAGUAAUCUAGAAUUAUUCAAAGAAGAACUAAAAAUGAUUCAAGAAGAAAGAGAAGAAAGACAUAAAUUCAAAGGGGUUUUACAAAAAACUAUUGAGGAUCCUGAAAUUAAGAAUUUGAUAAUGGUCGAACCUGAUGAAAUUAAAGGUUCAUUUGAUUCUGGCGAUCCAAAUACUACAAAUUUGUACUUAGGGAACCUUAAUCCUAAAAUUACUGAAGCUCAGUUAAUGGAAGUUUUUGGAAAAUAUGGACCUUUGGCAAGUAUUAAAAUAAUGUGGCCUAGAUCUGACGAAGAAAAAGCAAGAGGGCGUAACUGCGGUUUUGUAGCUUAUAUGAGUCGUAAAGAUGGCGAAAGAGCAUUAAAAAAUUUAAAUGGGAAAGAUGUUAUGUCUUAUGAGAUGAAAAUGGGUUGGGGUAAAAGUGUGCCCAUACCUCCUCACCCAAUUUUUAUUCCACCCGCUUUAUUAGCUAUAACAUUGCCACCUCCACUUUCUGGAUUACCUUUCAAUGCUCAGCCUAUUUUGCCACAAAAAGAAAAAAAGAAUCAUGGACGAACACGACAAGAUGGAGGAUAUUUUGAUAGAAAUCAACCAGUUGAAAAGAUUUUACCGCAGACUAUCAUUAAAGUGGUUAUACCCACAGAAAGAAAUUUGUUAAUGCUUAUACAUCACAUGAUUGAAUUUGUAAUACGAGAAGGACCAUUAUUUGAAGCUAUGAUAAUGAAUAAAGAGUUGAAUAAUCCAAUGUUUCAAUUUUUGUUUGACAAUUGUUCGCCAACUCAUAUAUACUAUAGAUGGAAGCUAUUUUCUAUGUUACAAGGUGAUUCAACUAAAGAGUGGCGCAUUGAUGAAUUCCGUAUGUUUAAGAAUGGAUCAAUUUGGAGACCACCACCAAUGAAUCCAUAUACUGUUGGUAUGCCAGAAGAACUUGUACCAGAAGAAGAUUUAGUUACAAGGACUAAAGGAACUUUAAGCGUAUCUCAAAGAGAGCGAUUUGAAGAACUUAUAAGAAAUAUGACUCCUGAGCGGUUAAAAGUAGCCGAAGUCAUGGUAUUUUGUGUAGAACAUAGUGAUGCAGUAGAAGAAAUUUGUGAUUGCAUUCAAGAAUCAUUAUCUAAUGCUACAACCGCAUUACAUAAAAAAAUUGCACGGCUUUAUUUGAUAUCAGAUGUUCUACAUAAUUGCAGUUUAAAGGUUAUAAAUGCAACACAAUUCAGAAGAGGGUUUGAAACAAGAUUAAUUCCAAUAAUGGAAGAAGCUCUUAAGACUUAUAAGAGUUUAGAUUCUCAAAGUCAAGCUGAUGGUUUUAAACACCGUAUUAUGCAAAUUUUCCGUGCUUGGGAAGACUGGGAUAUUUAUCCAAAAGAAUUUUUGUUCAGAUGUCAAAAUACUUUUCUUGGGCUAUCAAUAAAUGAGAUACCCCAAGAAAUAAUUAAUUCUCGUGAAGAACUACAAUAUAAUACAAAUUCAAAAUCUAUCGAUGAUUCUGAAAACAUUGACGGAGCACCUUUAUCUGAUACCGAAAAUCUAGAUAAUGAGGAUUUAGAUGGUAUACCUUUAGAUGGUGCUACAUUGUUGAAACAUGCAUAUGAUGAUACACCUCCUGGUGAUACAGAUAUUGAUGGUAUACCAUUAUUGGAUGAUGAUAUUGGAGGUGCACCAUUAGCAGGAGACUCAAUAGGAAAAAAUAUCAAAGCAGCUGCAUUUGUUCCAUCUAGAUGGGAAACUGUAGAUCCUCAUGAAGCUGAAGAACAAGCAAUGACUACUAGCAAAUGGGAAAUGUUAGAAAGAGAAAAUAAAAAUUAUAAUAGUGAGUCCAUCGAUCAAGAUUCCCCAGACGAUGACUUUAAUGAAACAAGAGAAAAUACUGAUGAUCGAAGAGCUAAAUUAAGAGAAGUAGAAGUAAAAGUCAUGCAAUAUCAAGAUGAAUUAGAAUCUGGCAAAAGAGCAUUAAAAGGUGGAUGGAAUAUAUAUCAACAAGUGGAACAUUAUAGACGUAAACUACUCAAAAAAGUUCAAAAGUCCCCAGAAAAGGAAUUGAAAUUGGAAAAAGAUAAAAAAGAUAAAGAUAAAAUCAAUAAAAGAUUAAGUCCCGAUGAAGACUAUCGUGAUGGUAAGAAAAAGAAACGAUCAAGAAGUCCUUCAAAUAGCCCAGCAUAUAGUAAAUGGUCAUCUCAUAGCAUAAGAAGUGAUAGUUCAAGUCCUCCUUCAAGAAAAAGGCCAAAUUCACCUCAACGUAAUAAUAAAAAAACAAGAAUAUCACCAAUUGAUUCUCCUCGUUCAUUAUCAAGAAGAAGGGACCGUGAACGCGAUGAAAGGCAUAACUAUCGACAUAAAAGAUCACAUUCACGUUCACCUCAUCGGCAUCAUGUACAUACACCUCCAACAUCUAUGUCACAUACAUCACGAAAGCACAAACACAAAUAUUGAUUAAGAAUACCUUGCGUACUGAAUAAUAUUAUUUUGUCAUAAUGUUUUUCCUAUAUUUAUAUAUAUAUAGUUCUUAUAAAUAAUUUGACUAAUAAGUUUGUCAAUUCAUAGAAUUAUUAUUAAAU
This is a messenger RNA of Rhopalosiphum maidis (corn leaf aphid), 3311 nucleotides long. RefSeq names its product U2 snRNP-associated SURP motif-containing protein. The record is from RefSeq and is a predicted model, not a curated record. Gene Ontology annotation, molecular function: RNA binding. Lineage: Eukaryota; Metazoa; Arthropoda; Insecta; Hemiptera; Aphididae. The transcript is spliced from 19 exons. Gene Ontology annotation, biological process: RNA processing. Gene Ontology annotation, cellular component: nucleus. The coding region runs from base 370 to 3186 and encodes 938 amino acids.